GCUUUAAAUACUGAUGGCCAUCCAAACUUACUUGUGUUAUAUAUUUUUACUUACUUUAUGUUGUGUUUCAGUUGCUGGAAUUCGGAGUUUAGUAUCAAUUUUUUCUGUAUUAUUUUAGUUCUACUGUACAGCAGUAUGUGCAUAUCAUCAGUAUUCUAUUUGACUCGAUGCUUUUUCUAGAUUGCUGUUCUCAUUCUAUAUUUUGGCAGUUGAACAGCUUAGUUUUCUUUUUAAGAUUGAGAUGAUUUUUUUUUUAGUUUUAGAAACUACGGUAUUCUAAAUUUAGUGCUUUCUGAUAGUGUUGUGGUCAUUGCAUUUGCAUGUUUAAAAAAAUGUGGUUUUGCAGGAAUAAUGGAAUUAAAUGGAAGGCUUGUCUGUUACACUAGUCUCUUUAUGUAAAAUCUCUGUGGGAACUUUGAACAGUAUAACUCUAUCAUUACCAUAAAGACAGUGUUGAUUUAAAAGCAUUGACAAUAGUAUUUUUUUUAUGCCCAUAUCACAUUUUCAAAGUAAUUUAUUUACAAUCGUUAUUUGAUACUACUGAAUGAUAGCCUAGCCAUAAUAUAUAAAUCCAUUUUCCCCCGCUGGUAGUGAUAAAAAGCAUUGGAAGCAGUAUGAGCUCUAAUAGGCAAGUAGGUACAAUGGGGCAGCCAUCUGUGCAGCAAGUGUGGCUAACUUUUCUAGCAAACAAAAAAAAAAAUCCUUUGCUUGUUUGACAUAUCCUUCUUUAAAAUAUUUCAACCUGUGCAAGAUGUACUGGUCUGGUUGACACUUCAUAAAUACCUAAAUUAAUUUUCCCUUUUUUCAUUAAAUUGAAAUAAUUACGUGAUAUUUCAUGUAAAAUACUAGGGCCAGGGUAUGAAUAAGACUGCAAAGACAGGCUCUGUCUUUCUAUAUCAAUAUCACAAAGUACUCCAUCUUCAUUGUCAUUGUUACUGUGCCACCUGGGAAUCAAGAAGUGGUAAUGCAUGACAGUAUGGCUCAAUUUUGUUAGUGGUGAUUCUUUAAAAAAAUGCAUUAGAUAAACUUGUUUUUGUAGUUGAUAUUAAGAAGUUAACUGUGUUACUUUGGGAGAGUGAGUUCAGCUUCUGCCUGUGUUCUGCUGUUUGGGGUUUUGUGUUGCUUUUUUGCAUUUAAAAUCCAGUGUAGUUGGAAAAACAAACCCAAAACAAAUUAUGGAUUCUAAACAUUAAAAUACAAGAUCCUUUUCUAGUAUCAUAUCCUUUCAUUAGAAAGUUGAAAACCUGAGAGCCACAGGUGCAUAUUUCUGACUUUUGAAAUGAAAAUACAUUCAAGCCUCCACAGUUUGAUUAUGAUGAUCAUUAUCAACAUGUUAUAUUUGUUUCCAGCCUAGAUCUGGCAAUAUAGAAAUGCGCUACAAGAGGCAGGCAUGUGUCCAGGGCCUUUGGUCCAGAGAGACAAAGAGCAGAUGUAGAGGAUGGGCAUGCGACAAGAUGCUUUAGCAAGAAUGAAGAUGCAUGUUCAGGGUAAUAAGCUUUCAGUUGGUUUUGGUCUUGUGGAUAAGCCAGAGGAGAACGGCAUGCCAAGAGGAGAAAUAUAGUGUACAGAGGACCUACGUUAUUUGUAAUGCUUCAAGAUUUAUAAAACCCUGCUAAGUAGAUUUACUAAGUUUGAAGUCUCCACUAUUGUUGUGUUGGUUAUAGAAGUCUUAUGAAGAAAUUUGUAAGAAAUUUAGAAAAGGAAGUUAAAAGACUGAAGGUUGGUGAGGAAAUAUGCAAGAGGGAAUGGAGUAUGUAUGUGGCCUGGGGAGGUAGAGUGGGAUGUAGUCAAGGGGUUGAAGUGGCAAGAAAUGUUGUGGCAGAACCAAAGGAGUGGGAAGUGUUUGGAGGGGGAAAACAGGAUUUAAUUGUGUCUGCAUUGAGUUCAGUUUGAGGGAUUGGAAUGUAUUUAUCUGACAGGGGUAUCUGCUUAUUCUUCUUUUUUCAUAAUGUACGUGUCGCCAGCCAACCCCCGUGAAAAUGAGAGGAAAAUUGUAGCCAAGUCUUACUGGUGCACUCUGAGUUAAUGCCUGAAUAAACCUCAGCCUGAAAUAGGAAGACAUUAUGUUCUCUUUGGUUCUUAUGCAUUGUUUAAUUAAUGCAAAAAUGCGAAAUAUUCCAGUAACACAAAUUUUUUUAAUCUGAAAAAAAAUUUCUAGAAUUUAGAGAACAUAAACGUUUACUUAUCUGAAGUGCAGCUUUUAUUUAUAGUUCUUUAGAAAGUUUAAUAUAUUAUUUGAGAUCUGAAUUGAUUUUACAUCAGUUUAUGGUUUUUAUUAGCUUAUUUGACACAGAACCCCACAGUGCAGCAACUUUGUCAUAGCUUUUCAUUUGCCUUGCUUAUAUUACUUGUCAGCAUUAAUGGUUUAAAUGGAAGAUGGCUUACUAGCUAUUUGCUGAAUUUGGGAGGUCUUUUAUCCUCCUGAUGAGCUACCUAUAAAAACAUUAAUUUAUUAUUCCCUUUAUAAAUAUGUCUAUAUUCUCAGUGUCAGAAGUAAAGGUAUAAUGCAAAAAAUACAGGUGAAGGAGAUAGUGAUUUUUUUUUUUUAACCCUCAGGUUUGAUGGAACCAGUUGACCCCUCCCAGGGGCUGAGCGAGGCUGAGCGUUUCCAGUGACAUCUGACUUCAGCUGGCUCUACCAGUGCUCCAGGCGUUUCAGACUCUGGCUCUUAAUUUGUUUCUUGUAAUAGUAACAGUCCUCAGUUGUUUCUCUUUAAUGUUUUGAACAGCUUUCCCCCCCACCCCUACAUAUGUCUGAAUGGAAACAAAGGGCUUUUUAGCUGGUCCUGCAGUUCCUGAGGGAGAGAACUUGGGAAGAGCCGGGCAGGGUGUCUGAGUGACUUACGGUCUCGGCUGUAACCCAUGGCUGCUCUGGGGUCACUCGGGAGCAAUGAGAGCCUGGCCAGGAUUUUCCAGGUGAAUGUCUAUGUGCUGGGAAAAACUUUCCUUCUGUUGGCCAGAGAACUCUGCAUAAAUGCUCCAGCCAUAGAUCCAUGUCUGUAUAUUCCUCGUUUUGCACACAUGCUUGAGUUUGGGGAUAAGAACCACGAGGUGUCCAUGACGGCUCUCAGGCUGUUGCAGAGAAUGAAGCGGGACUGGAUGCACACCGGCCGCCGGCCCUCUGGGCUCUGUGGAGCAGCUCUGCUAGUAGCAGCAAGAAUGCAUGAUUUCCGACGUACUGUUAAAGAGGUCAUCAGGGUGGUCAAGGUUUGUGAGUCUACAUUAAGGAAAAGGUUGACCGAGUUUGAAGAUACACCAACAAGUCAGCUAACCAUAGAUGAGUUCAUGAAGAUUGACUUGGAAGAAGAAUGUGAUCCUCCUUCGUUUACAGCUGGUCAAAAAAAAUUGAAGCUACAGCAGCUUGAGAAGGCGCUAUCGAAAAAGCUGGAGGAUUUUGAAGGUGAAAUAUCGAGCUAUCAAGAUGAAAUAGAGAUUGAAUUAGAAAACAGUAGACCAAAAGCAAAAGGCGUAUUUGCAAAUUUCACUAAAGAUGAUUCUAUAGAAGAUAAUACCUCUAGCAUACUUGGAGAGGAGGAGGCAGAAGAUGAGGAACUGGAAGCAGCCGCUAAUCACUUAAACAAGGACUUUUAUAAUGAACUCCAUGAGAAGGACAGACUAAAGAAACAUGAAGAUGGGGAAUGCAAAAAUGGAAAUGAAGCUCUUGUAAGACCACCUGCACUGGAAUCCUUGCUCGGCCCGCUCCCCACUGCAGCUAGCCUUGGCAUAACAGAGUCCAUAAAAGAGUGCAUAUCCACUAAGGACCGAGAGCCUGGUGAGAAUACAGGAGAUGGUGAAUUAGAUCUGAGUGGGAUCGACGACAGUGAAAUAGAUCGGUAUAUACUUAACGAAACAGAAGCUCAGAUAAAAGCAGAGCUGUGGAUGAAAGAAAAUGCAGAUUAUUUGAAGGAACAAAAAGAAAAGGAAGCAAGAAUAGCAAAAGAGAAAGAACUUGGGAUUUAUAAGGAACACAAGCCAAAGAAAUCUGCAAAGAAGCGGGAGCCAAUUCAAGCCAGCACAGCAGGAGAGGCAAUUGAAAAGAUGUUAGAACAGAAGAAAAUCUCAAGUAAAAUUAAUUAUAAUGUGCUAAGGGACCUGAACAGCAAAGGAAGUAACACACCAAAGAAAGAGGAUGACAGCACUGAUGACAGCACCAACACCAAGAAGCUGUCAAGAAGAAAAUCUAUUGCCAGUAGGAAUAUAGCCAACCCUGUAAACAGUGUGGGAAAAAGAUUAAGACCCUUGAUUUCAACACAGCUUGCUAAAAAGGCUGCCACUGAAGAGGUGACUUUUCCAAAUGCACAAGCAGAAGCCCCCGACUUAGAAAAACCAGCAGCUGUGCUAGUGGAGAGUGGCCCAGUAGCUUACAACCCCGAUGAAGAGGUGGAAGAGGAAGAAAUAGAAGAAGAUGAUGAUCACUGCAUGAGCGCCUUGCAGUUAAUGGGAGGAAAUGAUUAUGGCUGUGAUAUGGACGAUGAUGAUGGCUAUUAGUUCCCUUUACUUCCAACGGACAUGGACUGUGUCUUGUUCCCAGCAAAUCUUCAGUCUUCAAACUGUAUGAAUAGUGAAAGAAGCUGUCUAUGGUCGGCAAAUGUAAUCGAACAAUCCUUACUUUUGUAAAGCGAAUUUUAGGUUGGCAUUGACUCUGGUCAGUUUACAUUGACCCGUAACCCAGCAAUAAAGUUUGGGUUUGUACUUGAAUUUUUUUUUUUUUUUUUAUUUUGGUGGAUCGUAGUUUAAGGAUGAAAUUAAUGGGAGUAAUGUUUCCAGAGGACAAAAGAAAAGAGACAAAAUAGACUGUGUAUAAAGCAUGCGUGGCUGAAAGCAACACAUCUCUUAUUUAUGUGACUCUGCUUUUAGGCAUGCUGUUGAAAGGGAGCAGAUUGAAGGACAGAUAGGAGGACAGGUGAAAACGAGAAGUUUGCCUGUUGAUUAUUUGAGUCCAGUAGCAUUAGUUGUCUCAUAAUGCUAUAACCGAAAGAAAGAAAGAAAGAAAACCUUUCCAACCUGUAUUGUAAACAUGACCCUGUUAUUGUAUACAAGCUUCCUUACCCAGGCCUAUCAAAAAUUAAUGACAAGUUAUAUAUUUGCAGGGCAGUAUCGGUUUCUCUGAAAUGAAGUAAAGACUUCUUUAUGUUAAUCAAUUCAUGGAUUUUUGAAAAGAUAUGACAAUAGAAGGCGAAUAGUUGGCAGCGGAGAAUCAUCUUCCACUGCGAGUCCGGUGCGGUUUGUGUGGAAGGAGGGAGAAGACCUGGGCGAGGCAAGAAGUGUAGAGAGCAAGUGGGUGAAGAUGGUGUGCUCACGUGCCUUUGCUGGGCGUCCCUCGGGACAGCCAGGUCUUGUUGCCGCUGGUAUUUCUGCAGGAGGGUCACCCUGCCCGUCCUGUGGAGCUGCUCUUGUCCGACUGAGUUAGAGUGAAGGUCUGCUUCCGAGGGCUGCCUGUCUCUAAAACCAGUUGAAAGAAAGAGAAAGCUGAGCUUUUUAAUAAAUAAGCUAGCAUCUGCUUUGGCUGAAUUUAAUUUAUUGUAAUUUAUUUAACUUUCUGUGGGUAAAUUGAAGGUCACCAUGCAGCAGUCUGACUUUCAUGGCUCAAAUCCCACCCUUGAACAGUUGCUGCUACGUGAAUAAUGGUGGAGCUCCAGCCUCGUGCCCCCCGAAAUGUCAACAGGCGGGUCCUUCUCAGCCAGAUACACCAGCUCUCGCAACGCCGUGAGAGCGGGGAUCAGGGAUGGAGCCCCUGUUGCCCAAUCCCACCCUGUUGCCUCUGACCUGACUUUCCCUGGCACUGCUGGGUCCGAGGCCCUCAGCUGAGUGGGAAAUGCGCUGCACUCCGGAUCACGCUCUUGAUGACUGCAGCUGCAGGAGCCAAGAUGUUUUCAUCUCUCUCCCUUGUCUCGUGACAAUCAUGAAAACUGUAGCACUGCAGCUUGUCUUACACCAGGGAAAGAGAGAUAUUUAUCCUACCAAUGUGUUUUUUGUUACGCAGUCUCUCCUGGUCAGCUUGUCGUUCCUGCCCUUUUUGAGGAGUGCUCAUCACUACAGCACCAUCCAUCCUCCCGCUGCGGAGGGUGGAUCAUGGCAGGAAAAGACGCUGCCUUGGGAAGCUCUCUAGCUACUGCCAGCCAGAGUGACGAUGAUGCUCAUACCUGUGGUCGUCACCAAAGAGGGGAAGGGCCAGAUGGCCUUCCAUACCUCUUCCGUCCCUCCCAGUAGCAUGCAAAAGAGGGAUCGUGUAACUAGAGCAAGAGCAAGUGCUUUUCUUUUAGGAGCAGGCUUGAUAUUAUUUGGCUGGUAAAUGUAGUUUGUUGGGUAGGUUGUAUCUGCUAGAUACUGUUGAGCCCUGUAGAGGAGUAUUUCUGCAAUGACUUCUUAAAAGCAGAACUCGGUAGCAAAAAUGAUGUAGUGAGGCUAAUGGGAAGAAGAGCUCUUCUGAACUAGAUUUCAGUUACUUAGUUUGCGGCACUUAAGUGGAAAGAGAUUCCGUAUAAUUCUUAGGGGAAAAGCUGGCAUUUUCACAGAAAAACUAUAGAUUUUUUCUGAUACUUUAUAAAUACUGCACAGAAAAUGAUACUGAGGAGAUAAACCUUUCUACCUCUCUUUUAUCUACACCGUAAAUUCAAAAUCAUGCUAUAAGCAGAAAUUUUUUAAAAAGCAGUUUGUUUUGUCGAAGUUCAUGCUCUGCAAGUCUUUGAGACAGAUGAGUUUGAGCAUUUGGCUUUGAAUUAAUCUGCCAAUAGCGCUAUUACACAUACCCAUACUCUCAGUAUAUUCUCAAAGCUUGGAUUUUAUUCCAAGGUACACAUUAUUCUCUAUGCAGGAAAUAAACAUGCAUAAAUAAACAUGUGUAUGACUCAUGUAGGUCGAGUGCUUUUCUCAGAUGCGUGGUGUUGACUCUUAAAGAAACCCCUAAGAUGAUAUUGCUAAGGGUCUUUCCUCCAGUCUUCUGUGUAGAUUUUCAUCGGUUUGUUCCCCCAAAGGAUACUAAACCUGCUGCCGCGUAGCGAUGUUACGUGCAGGAGCUGAGAGUCCACCCAAAUAACCGCCGCUAGUAAACUCGAAUUUCAGUAGCACAUUGCGUUUCUGAGAACAUUGUUUCCUGCACUGGAAGCAGAGGAUUGCAGUUUUUGAAUGCUCUCGUAAGAUUUGAUUAGGAAAGGCUAUCGCGUAGUCUGCUAGAAAGGCGCUUGGAGAGGAAAGGAAAAAAAUCAAAUAAAGACCUACAAUUCCGUAGCAUCUCAGUAUUGCUGGUGAAGUUAACGGCGUGGUUUCUGUACAGGGGUCCUCGAGGAAAGGCCGUGGUGUCGGAUAGGCAGACUUCACUGAGCAUUGUAAGGCUUCUUAAGCUAUAGUGGUUAUGUGCAUUUUUAAUUUAUUGGUGACUUACCGGGAGUUUUAUAAUGUCCAUUCCAUCUUGAUUUAACUAAGCUCAGGAAAUGUAAACAGAUUAGAACAUGCUAGUUUCUGUUUUUAUAGCUAGUCAUUAAAAUGUAAAAAGAUUAACACUGCAUUAACUCUGUUUACUACUGCUGAUGUAUCUGGACAAUUUUGUUGUACAUAAGUGAGCCUAAAUUCACUUGGAGUAAUUUGGACCCUGCUUUUCUCAGGAUUCUGAUUAUAAUGAAGAGAGCUUAUAAGGCUUCAACGUUUGUUGUUCUUAGAUCUUCUUAUUUGAACCCACACAAGCUGUGUGUCAUCGGUUUUGUUGCAUAAAGCAUGUCUCUUGCUGCAAGUCACUUUGCUUGACAAGACAAAACCCUCCAGCUGUUGUAUCCAGCUUGUCUGCCGUGCAGCCUUUCAACACUGUUGUAUUGUGGGAGUAAAAAAUGAAAGAAAUAAGGAAAAUAAUGUGUUUCUUCACUAUGGUAAGUGCAUUUUCAGUGUCUUAUGACGUUUCUUUAAAAUCACUGUGUUCAGUAUAGCAACUUUUAAAUGGUGCCAGACAGCCUUGUCUUGAGGGUUAAACGUGUUCGUUGAAAAAGUUCUUGCCAUCCUGAUGGCUUGUUUGUAUGCUUUGGAUUGCAUUGAAACUCCAGUCGCAGAUGUGUACAGUUAAUGUAAAGUUUGCCUAAUAAAUGUUCUGUUUCUUAUUUUUGUGUUGAAUCCUUGCAUUUGGUUCAGUUAGUGCCAAGGAAGUUAAACCUGUUUGAUGUAAGCAUAUGUAUCAUCCUUACACAACCACAAUAUGAGCCAUGUUAAGCUUUUUUACUGUAAUAUAUUUGCUGUAAAUAAAAAGUAAAGCCCUUGCUUAUCCCA
Messenger RNA from Chroicocephalus ridibundus (black-headed gull), 8249 nucleotides. It is a transcript of the gene BRF1, whose product is annotated as BRF1 RNA polymerase III transcription initiation factor subunit. Gene Ontology annotation, cellular component: transcription factor TFIIIB complex; nucleus; transcription preinitiation complex. Gene Ontology annotation, molecular function: RNA polymerase III type 3 promoter sequence-specific DNA binding; RNA polymerase III general transcription initiation factor activity; TBP-class protein binding. The transcript is spliced from 15 exons. NCBI's taxonomy places the organism in Eukaryota, Metazoa, Chordata, Aves, Charadriiformes, Laridae. Gene Ontology annotation, biological process: transcription preinitiation complex assembly; DNA-templated transcription initiation; transcription by RNA polymerase III. The record is from RefSeq and is a predicted model, not a curated record. The coding region runs from base 2862 to 4487 and encodes 541 amino acids.